Molecule: messenger RNA, 4874 nt
Organism: Mastomys coucha (southern multimammate mouse)
Lineage: Eukaryota; Metazoa; Chordata; Mammalia; Rodentia; Muridae
Gene: Mlxip
Product: MLX interacting protein
Exons: 17
Coding region: 145-2898 (917 amino acids)
Biological process (GO): regulation of transcription by RNA polymerase II
Cellular component (GO): nucleus
Molecular function (GO): protein dimerization activity; RNA polymerase II cis-regulatory region sequence-specific DNA binding; DNA-binding transcription factor activity, RNA polymerase II-specific
Source: RefSeq, a predicted model, not a curated record
CUGGCGCCCUCCCCCUCGGGCCGCGGGUUCCCGGGCAGUCUGCGCGAGGGCCGGGCCCGGCCGGCGGCCCCUCGGUUGCUAGCGCUUCUCCGCUCUACAUCGUCCCGGCUCCCGGGGGAUGCCCCGGAUCAGGUUUUCCUCCUCAUGGCUGCCGACGUUUUCAUGUGUUCGCCGCGUCGGCCCCGCAGUCGGGGCCGUUCGGUGCUGCUCAAGCCUCAGGUGCCCGAGGACGACGACGACUCGGACACAGACGAGCCGUCUCCGCCGCCCCCCUCCGGCGUGGCCACUCCAGCCCGGGCUCACGCGAGCGCCGCGCCGCUGCCGCCUCGGGUCGGGCCGGGCCGCGAGGAGCCUCCGCGCCGACAGCAGAUCAUCCACAGCGGCCACUUCAUGGUGUCCUCUCCGCACCGCGAGCACCCGCCCAAGAAGGGCUACGAUUUCGACACGGUCAACAAGCAGACGUGCCAGACCUAUAGCUUCGGCAAGACCAGCUCCUGCCACUUGUCCAUCGAUGCUUCGCUCACCAAGCUCUUCGAGUGCAUGACCCUGGCCUACAGUGGGAAAUUAGUGUCUCCAAAGUGGAAGAAUUUCAAGGGCCUGAAACUCCAGUGGCGGGACAAGAUCCGGCUCAACAACGCCAUCUGGAGGGCAUGGUAUAUGCAGUAUUUGGAGAAGCGCAAGAAUCCGGUGUGCCACUUUGUCACUCCACUAGAUGGCUCUGUUGAUGUAGAUGAACACCGUCGGCCAGAGGCCAUCACCACAGAGGGCAAAUACUGGAAAAGUCGCAUUGAGAUUGUGAUUCGGGAGUACCACAAGUGGAGAACCUACUUCAAGAAAAGGCUACAGCAGCACAAGGAUGAGGACCUUUCUAGCCUGGCCCAGGACGAUGACAUGCUGUAUUGGCAUAAACAUGGGGAUGGCUGGAAAACCCCAGUCCCCAUGGAGGAAGACUCACUGCUGGACACAGACAUGCUCAUGUCAGAAUUCAGCGACACCCUCUUCUCCACACUCUCUUCACACCAACCAGUGGCCUGGCCCAAUCCACGAGAAAUAGCACAUCUGGGAAAUGCAGACAUGAUCCAGCCAGGCCUGAUCCCUUUGCAGCCCAACCUGGACUUCAUGGACACCUUUGAGCCUUUCCAGGAUCUCUUCUCCUCCAGCCGAUCCAUUUUUGGCUCCAUGUUGCCUCCUCCUUCGUCAGUACCUGCCCCAGAUCCUAGCAGCCCACCUUCUCAGGGGAACCUCGUGCCAAAUACAGCUCUCCCUCCUGUGAGCCUGCCCAAUAGCCUCAUUGCAUCUUCUACAGCCCCCUCCCUGGAUCCCACAGAGGGGCAGGGUUGUGAACGCACAUCCCAACCCGUGGAUUCAUUUAUCCAGCCUGCAGACUUUGGUCACUCUGAGCCACCACUGAGUGUCCCACAGCCCUUCCUCCCUGUCUUUACCAUGACCUUACUUUCGCCUGGCCCUGCCCCCGCACCUGUUCCAACUGCAUUGCCCUUAGUUCCUUCACCUGCCCCUACUCUGAACCCCCCAACUCCACCAGCUUUCCUGCAGCCACAGAAGUUUGCUGGAGUCAGCAAAUCGACCCCUGUCAUUACCCACACAGCCUCUGCAACCCUUACCCAUGAUGCUUCUGCCACCACCUUCAGCCAGAGCCAGGGCCUUGUUAUCACAGCACACCAUCCUAGCCCCUCCUCAUCCCCCUGUGCUCUAGCACUGUCACCUGUACCCCAGCCACCAGCUGUGGGACCCCCCCAACCUCAUUUAACUUUUAUACACCCCAAACCUGUGUCCUUGACUGGAGUGAGACACAAGCAGCCCCCUAAAAUAGUGCCUGCUCCCAAACCUGAGCCUGUCUCCUUGCUGUUGAAGAAUGCCUGCAUUGCUCCAGCUGUCUUCUCAGGCCAACCGCAAAAGGUGAUGAUGACAUCAACUCCUCUGAAGAGAGAAGGGAUUCUAGCAUCUACCGUGUCCCCAUCCAGUGUGGUUAUUGCCUCUGCUGCCAUUACCAGGGCUUCUGGAGUCCCAGAGUUCCUCAGCCACAGCACGAGCAGCCAGCCUAACCCUGUCUCUCGGCUCUUUUCUCCAAGUGCAGUGCAAGACUCCCUGGUGAAGGGCGAGCAGGUCUCUCUGCAUGGGGGUAGUUCCCAGGUCCCUGCCACGGGCUCUAGUCGUGACUGCCCCAACUCAGGCCAAGCCUCUCCAUGCCCUUCAGAACAAAGUCCCAGUCCUCAGUCUCCCCAGAACAACUGCUCAGGGAAAUCUACAGACCCCAAAAAUGUGGCUGCAUUAAAGAACCGGCAGAAGCACAUCUCAGCUGAACAGAAAAGGCGCUUCAAUAUCAGGAUGGGCUUUAACACCCUCAAUAGUUUGAUCUCCAAUAAUUCCAAGCAGACCAGCCAUGCUAUCACUCUGCAGAAGACCAUGGAGUACAUCACCAAGCUGCAGCAGGAGCGGAUGCAGAUGCAAGAGGAGGCCCGGAGGUUGCGGGAGGAAAUUGAGGAGCUUAACACCACCAUCAUCUCCUGCCAACAGCUGCUACCUGCAACAGGAGUCCCUGUCAACUGCCGCCAGUUUGACCACAUGAAAGACAUGUUUGAUGAAUAUGUGAAAAGCAGGAUCCUGCAGAAUUGGAAAUUCUGGAUUUUCAGCAUGAUCAUCAAGCCACUGUUUGAGUCUUUCAAGGGAAUGGUAUCCACCAGCAGCUUGGAGGAGUUCCAGCGGACGGCACUUUCCUGGUUGGAUCAGCACUGCUCUUUGCCUGUCCUCAGGCCAAUGGUACUGAGUACCCUCCGACAGCUGAGUACCACCACCUCCAUCCUGACAGAUCCCUCCCAGCUGCCAGAGCAAGCAUCAGAGGCUGUUACCAGGAUUGGCAAGAGAUCGGGGGAGUCCUAAGCUUAGUUGGCAUGUGUCUGCAUGAGAUGCCUAGAGAGCCCCCUCAUACCCUUUCUGACACACUGCCUCAGGGCUGCCCUUGACUCCAGUGGCCCAUUGCACUUGUCAGGAUGCUGCGCUCGCUCAGGUCUGAAGCAGGUUGAGGCCUGCCAGCAGCACUUCCCAUCUUGGGAACCUUAGCUGUGACCUCCUAUUCCGUGACCUCAGUCAUCAGUCUCCCCUGCCUUUAGGGUGGCCCAGACAAAGGGAAACAUCGGCUGCUCCAGUCCUGUUCGCCUGGUGUCGUAUUAGGUUCCAGGGCCAGCAUGUGCAAGACAAGGAGACAAAGCCUGUUCCUGUAGAUAGGAUCAUCCGGGUCCUUCAGAAUUCCUUUCUUGAGACUUCAAGACUUGGCCCCUGUCACAUCCUUAUGUAUUUGUGCUCCUCUGGCAACCCCUGCACACUUUUUGGGCUCUAUAGCAGCAGUGAAGUCUCUCCAUUUCCUGUGACUCCAUCAGCAUCUAAUCCUCUGAGUUACUGUUCCAACCUCUGCAGAAAGGAAUGUACCGCCUCCCCAGUGUAUUCUAUUGAAGGGGAAAUCUUCUCCACAUACCCCUGAGCACACAUGGAAAACAAUGGCCAUGGAGGCCAACUGGACAGGAUGAAGGCACCAGCAAUUCGAAGCUGCUGUGCUGCCUCAAACUCCCCAGGCAACGUCUUGACUAUGUCUUAGUUCUAUCUGCAUUGUAGUCGCCGUGACGUUUCAACAUUGCCAGGGCCUCCGCCUAGAGCUUCUGAGGCCUCCUGGCUGGGACCCUCCUGUGCCUGUUCUCACCCAAUCUACUCUGCAGCUGUGGGAGAAGCAGAUACACUCCUGGGAGGGUGUCACCCUUGGUUUUAGCAUUCAAAGGUCACACUCCAUGAUGCUGGCCUUUUAUCUGAAGUUUAGCUGGAGCUCCAAACCAGGUCACUUCUCAGACCAAAGAUUUCAUCAUACUAAAGUCUGUCUCAUCUUGAAUGAGGAGGAAGAAACAAAAUGCUGUCGAGCAAGAUGUCAAGGAGUCAGCCCGUGAAGCUGCCUCCAGGGUAGCUGGUAAAGUGCUGUGCUCAGAUUUUGGACCAGUGAAGUUUGGAGUGUGGCACGUGUCUGAAGGUUCAAGUGUUCCAGUGUGUGUUACAGAUGGUAGAGACACAGAAAGGUUAGGGGAAGGGGGGACUUGACCCUCAUCCCUGUCUCUGCUGCCUCUGAGGUGCUGCAGGUGCUGAGGUACUCUCUGUAGCACUCAGGGAGCCCCGGAAAGGGUACCUCCUGGAAGAACAUGCUUUCUUAUUCUGCUGUAACACCUAGAGCAGGCAGCAGGCCUUGUCUCAGACUCUGUCCUCCUGGCCCUGCCUCACCAUGCUGCCUGUCCUGAGAAGGCCACAUGAAGAGGGGAGCCCAGGAUAUCCCCUGAAUUUCUGAUCCAUUCGGAAGCUCCUGCUGCUGAUGCCUAAGCCUGCCCUGGAUUAGGCAGUUGGAGGACAAAGAAAGGGUAGGGGCUGCCAGCCAUGUCAACAUUUAUGCUGUGAGCCUCUAGCCAAUUGCUUACUCCAUUGUCUAACUUCUGUCCAGUAUGGGAAUAGUUUGGUAGCCCUCCUCAGCCGUCCCCCAAAAAUGUGUUUACAGGUUGAGGGAAGAACUCAAGGCACAUAGGCUGGGCCUUGGCAUUUCCACCAGGCACCCCUUCUUUUCCCAAGGACAAGGUGAGAUUGUUCUUCAGAAGGUGAAGGUCACUGGUAAGAAGGAAAACUAAACUGCUGCUGUGAGGUCGAGAAGCCCAGCCCUUCCUCCUCCCAGGCCACACAAAACAGGCCACAGCAUAGCCGUGUAGGACUUCGGUUCUCUCCUCCCCUUGUAGGGGAGUAACCUUGUUUCUAAAACUCUAUGGGUGCAAGAUUGGCCUUUGCUUCUCUGGCCUACCUCUCCCUUUUGCUGAGUUAAUUUCAUCCUGUUUCCU